GCGGGUCAGACUGGGACUGAAUGAAAUGGUUUCUUGUUUCAAAGCGCGCUGUGCAUUCAGCUCCUGGGUUAGGGAGAACAUCCGCAAGAAGGAAUGUUGCUUCUUUGAAAAAGGUGUCAGAGAGGAUGUGUGUAAGUGUGGUUAUUCAAAGGCUGAUCACGUGGGUGACGCCAUCAAGCCAGAGGACUUCACCGGGGAGUCAUGGGACAGAUACAGACAUAUUCGCGAAGUGCCCACUGAUGCUUUCGGAGACAUCAGCUUUGGUGGUUUGGGACAAAAGACAGGCAAGUAUGUGCGAGUGUCCACAGACACCAGCCCUGAGGUCCUGUACCACUUACUGACUGAACAGUGGAAACUUUCCCCUCCCAACCUGCUGAUCUCCGUGACCGGAGGAGCCAAGAACUUCUACCUGAAGACUCAUCUCAAGAACAUGUUCCACAGAGGUCUUAUGAAAGUGGCACAGACAACAGGUGCAUGGAUCAUCACUGGAGGUACCCACACAGGUGUGAUGAAGCAUGUAGGGCAGGCUGUGAGGGAUUACGCCCUAAGCAGCAGCUCCAUGCAGGGCAAGAUCGUGGCCAUCGGAGUGGCAACAUGGGGAGUAAUUCACAACAGGGACACUUUGGUGUACUCAGGGGGUUGUUUCCCAGCUCAUUAUUUGAUGGACAUCAAUGGUCAAGGUCGGCUGUCCUGUCUCGAUAACAACCACACCCAUUUCCUGCUGGUGGACGAUGGGACCCACGGAGGCUAUGGCGCUGAGAUUGAACUGCGCAGCCGUCUGGAGAAAUGCAUCUCUGGAAAGCGUCUUGGAAACAAAGAGAGCGGCGUGACCAUCCCUGUGGUGUGUGUGGUUUUGGAUGGAGGUCCAGGCACUCUGAAAACCAUCUAUAACGCCAUGCUGAAUGGUACACCGUGUGUGAUAUUGGAGGGCUCUGGGAGAAUAGCAGAUGUGAUUGCCCAGGUCGCAGGACUCCCAGUGACCCGGGUCACUAUUGCUCUCAUCCACCAGCUGAUGAAGAAGUUCUUUGGCCAAGAGUAUGAGACCUUUGCCGACCUCGAGAUCAUAAAAUGGACUAAGAUGAUUCAGGACAUCAUCAGGAUGCCACAGUUGCUGACCAUAUUCAGAAUAAGCGAGGACAGUCACAGAGAUGUGGAUGUUGCCAUUCUUCAAGCACUACUCAAAGCUUCGAAGACCAGAGAGUCACUGGCAAUCGACUGCUGGAAGAGGCAGCUGGAGCUGGCUAUUGCAUGGAACCGAGUGGAUAUAGCAGAGACUGAGAUUUUCACUGAAGAGAGCCAGUGGAGGUCCAGUGACCUCCAUUGGGCCAUGUUCUCAGCCCUGGCUGGCAACAAGCCUCAGUUUGUGAGUCUGCUGCUGGAGAAUGGAGUGAGCCUGAGGGAUUUCCUGCAGGAAGAGGACACUCUGUGUGAGCUCUACAAACAGCUUCCCAACUGCCUCUUUCUCCGCAAGCUGGCCAAGCGGGUCCACAGUUCUCGCCGCAGCAGGGGGUCACCAUUCAGGGGAAUCAGGCAUCGACCUGACUCUAGGCAAGGCAAAAUGAUCUCCAUGACUCAUGUCUGUGAUGAGGUGCGCCAUCUGCUGGGCAGUUUUACCCAGCCCCUCUACCCUCCCUCCACCAUGAAAUACCACGUCAACAUGACUAUGGAGGACACGUCUGCAUCGGUAGAUUCCCGAGGUCCAGUCAAGGAGGACAAUGCAGAAAUACAGCAGGAUCCAAGCAGAGACCUUUUCCUUUGGGCUGUCGUCCAGAACAAUAAGGAGCUGGCUGAAACUGCCUGGGAGCAGUGUAGAGACUGCAUAUCUGCAGCUCUGGCUGCCAGUAAGAUCCUGAAGAAAAUGGCACAGGAAGGAAGUGAUGCAGACAAGACAGAGGACAUGCAAGAGCUCGCCAAUCACUAUGAGAAACAUGCCAUUGGUGUGUUCAGCAAUUGCCACAACAGCGAUGAAGAGCGGGCCCAGAAGCUGUUGGUUCGUGCAUCGCCAUUUUGGGGAAGGACGACAUGCCUGAGGCUGGCACUGGAGGCUGACGAUAAAAGCUUCAUAGCUCAGUCAGGUGUUCAGGCUCUUCUGACUCAGAUUUGGUGUGGGGAGCUUUCAGUGGACAAUCCUGUGUGGAGGGUGAUGAUCUGCAUGGUCUUCUUCCCUCUUAUCUACACUGGCUUUCUGAUUUUCAGACGUGAUGAAGUCAUUCAGAAAGAAAAUGAAAAGAGCGAGGAGAUCAAGACAGUAGAGUCUUUGACGGGAAGUACACUGAGAAAAAAUUCUCGUGGCUCUGACUCUUCCAGCCUGCAGCACCUGAAGCCUCUGGGCAGCUGGUCCAGACUAGUCUACCUGUACAGCUCUCCGCAGGUCAAGUUCUACUGGAAUAUAGUGUCUUACUUCGCCUUCCUCUUCCUGUUCGCUGUGGUGCUGAUGAUUGACUUCCAGGUUACGCCCUCUGCAGGGGAGGUGCUGCUCUACAUCUGGCUGUGCUCUCUGGUGUGUGAGGAGGUCAGACAGCUGUUCUAUGAUCCAGAUGGCUUCGGAUUUCGUAAGAAAGCCAGGAUGUACAUCAACGACCUGUGGAAUAUUUUAGACGUUCUGUCCAUCCUCCUAUUUAUCAUCGGCCUUGCAUUUAGGCUGACAUCUCAGCUGUUCUAUGCGGGUAAAAUCCUCCUAUGCAUCGAUUUUGUUGUCUUCUGCCUCCGUCUCAUGGCCAUCUUCACCAUCAGUCGAACUCUGGGACCCAAAAUCAUCAUAGUCAGGAGGAUGAUGAUGGAUAUGUUCUUCUUCAUGUUCUUGCUGAGUAUCUGGGUGGUGGCGUACGGUGUGGCCAAACAGGGCAUUCUCAUCCACAAUGACAACCGGCUGGACUGGAUUGUCCGUGGAGCGGUUUACGAGCCGUACCUCAUCAUAUUUGGGGAUUUUCCCCACAAUAUUGAUAAUACUGCAUUUGACAUCAACUCCUGCACCAUGAAUGGCACCGAUCCUCUGAAGCCCAAGUGUCCUGUGCUGAAUGAAAACCAAACACCAGCCUUCCCCGUGUGGCUCACCAUCAUCAUGCUUUGUAUUUACUUGCUCUUUGCCAACAUACUGCUGCUUAAUCUGCUCAUAGCUAUCUUCAACUUUACGUUCCAGGAAGUGCAGGACAACACAGACAGAAUAUGGAAGUUUCAAAGAUAUGAGCUGAUUAAGGAGUACCACAGCCGCCCCGCCGCUCCUCCUCCUUUUAUCAUCCUCAGCCAUCUUUAUCUCUUCAUCAGGAACGUGGUACUGUGCAGGCCACCCAUCGUCUGCAAGGAGUUCAAAAAUGAGCUUACUCAAAUAGAGGAAGAGGAGCUGUUGUCCUGGGAGUCGUUGAUGAAAGACAGAUACCUGCUGUCCACACAGCAGGAGCAGAGCCAGAGCAUGGAGCGACGCAUCCUGGACACUGCCCAAAGGGUUACCACCAUAGCCGAUCAGCUGGAGAGGGAAGAGGAGUCGAGUUCUGCUGCCAUGGUGAAAAGACUGGCACGACUAGAGGAGCAGGUCGUCCAGUCAACCAAAGCUCUGCAGUGGAUUAUGGACAGUCUGAGAUCUCAGGGCCUUGCUGCAAAAGAAGCACAAUCACUGAGUCAGGAACCAAAUUCCUCAUUCACUACUACUACCCCUGACACUUUGAGAAAUAUGUCAGAGAACAAGAAUGGGUUCCACGUGAACGCCCGUCAGUUUCACUAUCCGAACAGCAAGAUCACACGCUUCCCAGUGCCUGAGGAGAAAGUGCCGUGGGAGGUCAGCUUCAGCUCGUACAUGCCGACUUAUUACGCCUCUGAAGACAGUGGGGACAAUAUGGAUGGAUCAGAAUCAGAGACCUUAGAUAAUUACAGAAACCCAGGAGGGAGGACUGGCAUCAGGGGACGAGGUGCACUCAGCCAGCUGGGUCCAAAUCUGACUUUAGACCUUGUUGUUACACGCUGGCGAGACAGCGAGAGGUCUGUUUUGGAGUUCCUGGCAGUUUGGGACGAGAGCCAAGGAACUUUGGCUUUACCUGGGGGACCUGUCGAAUCUACUGACCACCUGCCUGUGACGCUUAAGAGAACCAUGGGCAAGACACUGUAUGGAAAAAUAAGUGCAAAAGUAUCAGAGGGAACAAAGGUGUUUGAGGGUUAUGUGGAUGACUGCAGGAACACUGAUAAUGCCUGGGUGGAAACCACCGUCCAAAACAUUCACCUGGACAGAACGAGCCAGGUGAUGGUAGAUAUCAAUAAUAUGGUGGUGAAAAGCAACAAUGCUCUUCAGUGGCAGGAGGUGAGCAGCAAAACAGGAAUAAGCUCAAACCAAAGAGACUCUCUGCGGCAGGUUGCUGAGCUGCACAACAGGAAGUUCUGAUUUUCACACUGCUGUAGCUGUAAAUGUGCCUCUUCAUCCACGGGUUUACUUCUGUCUGUUAAAUGUGGCCUUUUGUUAAAGCUGACAUAGACUGAUUCUGUUGCACUGAAAACAAAACAAAAAAAAACAUGGCUGAAGACAAGACGCUGUAAUGAUGUAUGCCGCUAUGGUGUCAUGGGACAGUAAACUCAAUGUUUAGCCCACACACUGUGUUGUUCACUUCAUACACGUGUAAUAAUUCACAUGUGUACAAUGAGGAUGAAUACUUUAAACUGUACUAACAGGUGAGUCACUUCACGUGAGUAUUUCCACUUCAUGCUACUUCAUACUUCUACGUCUACUUCUAUAUUUCAGAGGGAAUAUUGCACUUUUUACUUCACUAUGUUUAUCUGACACUAUAGUUAGCAGUUUCUUUUUUCAUACAAUACAUACAAAUGCAAUUCCUCAUCCAUUGUCAAUACACGUAAGGAAAUGUGCGAUUAUGUGUCCACUAUGUGUAUUCAAAACAAAACACACAAAUGCAAAUCAUUAUUUUAUAUAAAUUAUGCAUCAUUCUAGAUGAAAAUACCCAACAUGAUACAGUUAGAAAGCUACAGCUGGAGUGGAUGCAAUAUUAAAAUGCUACCAACAAGGUGAUGUAUGCAUAUUAAUAAUAA
Messenger RNA from Toxotes jaculatrix (banded archerfish), 5025 nucleotides. RefSeq names its product transient receptor potential cation channel, subfamily M, member 2 (gene trpm2). The record is from RefSeq and is a predicted model, not a curated record. Gene Ontology annotation, molecular function: ligand-gated calcium channel activity. Gene Ontology annotation, cellular component: membrane. The transcript is spliced from 33 exons. The coding region runs from base 26 to 4369 and encodes 1447 amino acids. Gene Ontology annotation, biological process: calcium ion transmembrane transport. Lineage: Eukaryota; Metazoa; Chordata; Actinopteri; Toxotidae.